CCUGGUUGUUUAGGGUUUACCUUGUUAAGCACGUCUUCUAUGGCAUAUCCAACUCUAUAAAUACCCAUUCUUUGCACCCUCGUUUCUUUCCCUUCCCUUCUUUUCCUCUACUUUCUCUCUCUCCUCUGCAACUUUCUUAAUUAUCAGAGAGGUUUUUUGUUUUUGAUCUGAGAACUGCAUUAUAGAGAUCAGUCCUUGUUUGAUAAGAAAAAAAUAAAAGAACAGAAAAAAAAAAAAAACAGGCAGGCACUUUUGUUAACACGUGGAUUAGGGCAAAAUAGAUAAUGUCCAUCGGAAUUCAGCUUUAAGAACCUGUCAGGGAUAGCUGACUUUGAUAUCGAUGUGGACAAGCUAUUCUCUUUGCUCUACCAUUAAUGGUGGUCAGUAUCUGAACAUUGAUAUUUCUGGUGCAUUUUGCUGGAACCCUUCUUUCAUUUCUUGAAAAUCCUAGUGCAAAUAAUGUUCUGCCACCCAUCAAAUGUUGUGUAGCUUUGGAGAUGACAAGUUCUCAGGAAGUGCUUGCUUGAUGAACAGCUUUCCCAGUAGCAGCGACAAGAAAACAUUGAAGAGGUGGUUUUUCAUUGAUAAAAGGGUUGGGUAAAAGGCAUUUUGUAUAACGUGCACAAAUUAUUGUUUGGUCAAGUGUUUGUUGGUAUCAUAAUUCAUUCUUCACAAGUACUACCAAGUAAUCUGGCUACUAUGGACAUCGAGUCAAACCAUUCUUCUCCUGUUCUCACUGAUCCUGCUCCAAUAAACAAGUCAAGGCUCGGCAUCCAUUCUAAUUUGUUGCCUUACGCACCAUCGGGAGGAUCACUCUCCUCUAGCAAGUAUAGAAACAUUCCUAGAAAAAAGCCUGGGAAACUUGAUGAAGUCUGCUCGAAUGCAUGUCUGGAUGCCAUGAAAUCCUCAUCACCCCCUCGCAAGAAGCUCAUUAUGGAUGGUGCUGACACGGCUUACAGCACCUGGAUGCUCAAGCAUCCAUCAGCACUCAACUCAUUUGAGGAAAUUGCAAAUUUUGCCAAAAACAAAAGGAUAGCAAUGUUUCUAGACUAUGAUGGUACUCUCUCUCCAAUAGUAGAUGACCCAGAUAAUGCCCUUAUGUCUGAUGAUAUGCGUUUUGCAGUAAGAAACUUUGCAAAAUAUUUCCCAACGGCGAUUAUUAGUGGAAGAAGUCGUGACAAGGUUUAUCAGCUUGUAGGACUAGCAGAAUUGUAUUAUGCUGGUAGUCAUGGGAUGGACAUCUUGGGCCCUGUACGAAAAGCGGUGUCCAAUGACCAUCCAAACUGUAAUGAAUCAACUACUGACCAACAGGGCAAGGAGGUGAAUCUGUUUCAGCCCGCUAGAGAAUUUAUACCUAUGAUCGAUGAGGUUUUUAGAACCCUUGUCGAGGAUACUAAGGGGAUCAAAGGUGCAAAAGUUGAGAAUCAUAAAUUUUGCGUCUCUGUACAUUUCCGUAAUGUAGAUGAGAAGAACUGGCAAUCUAUUGCACAAUGUGUUCAGGAUAUUUUAGAUAAGUAUCCUCGUUUGCGAAAAACUCAUGGACGGAAGGUUUUAGAGGUCCGUCCAAUGAUUGACUGGAAUAAAGGAAAAGCAGUUGAAUUUUUGCUUGAAUCUCUAGGUCUAAGUAAUAGAGAUGAUGUACUCCCAAUUUAUAUUGGUGAUGAUCUGACAGAUGAAGAUGCAUUCAAGGUGCUCCGGGAGGGGAAUCGAGGUUGUGGAAUUUUGGUGUCAUCUAGACCCAAAGAAACCAAUGCAGUUUACUCUCUCAGAGAUCCAUCGGAGGUGAUGAAAUUUCUCAAUUCCCUGGUGACAUGGAAGAAGGUGGAUGCAUCCUGAAUAAUAGGAGGACCAUCUGAUGACAUGCAGAGAUAAUUUAGAGAUUUGAUUUUGAAUAUUUUAUAGAUAUUAUUU
This is a messenger RNA of Populus euphratica (Euphrates poplar), 1911 nucleotides long. Its product is annotated as probable trehalose-phosphate phosphatase F. Bases 700 to 1836 code for a protein of 378 amino acids. The record is from RefSeq and is a predicted model, not a curated record. The transcript is spliced from 16 exons. NCBI's taxonomy places the organism in Eukaryota, Viridiplantae, Streptophyta, Magnoliopsida, Malpighiales, Salicaceae. Gene Ontology annotation, molecular function: trehalose-phosphatase activity. Gene Ontology annotation, biological process: trehalose biosynthetic process.